Molecule: messenger RNA, 1314 nt
Organism: Diatraea saccharalis (sugarcane borer)
Lineage: Eukaryota; Metazoa; Arthropoda; Insecta; Lepidoptera; Crambidae
Source: the annotation of a GenBank genome assembly
AUGCUAUUGUUCUGGUUAUCUAUGGACCUCAGUGGCUGGCUCAAAUCUAAACACGUGCAAGGCUUAGAGCUCCACGAUGCUCACAAGGCACUCAACAAGACCAGAGUAUCCGAGAUGGUGGAUGCCGCCCGGUCAGCUCUCAAGGCAUCAGGGGGCGGGCCGUUGUUCCUCGCGCUGCCCUCGCACCCUGAACUCCUGGCUAAAUAUUACGACCUGAGGACUUUGAUGAAGAAAGUCGAUUUGAUGAUGGUGCAGACUCACGCUCUCGGUGUUGAUUCCGUCGUAGAUUUGGUCGUAGGCCUCGGAGUUCCAGCUUCGAAGGUUGUGAUAAGCUUGUCGGCGACUGCACAAAAAUUCACCCUCAUGAAUGAGACCCUCAGUACUCCUGGUAGUCCCACCGCAGAAAGUGAUCCCAAAGAGAUCGACCAAUCAGAACUUUGCAGACUUCUGCAGAAAGGCAGGUGGACACUGGAACGUGACCAGGACCUCUCUGCACCUUACGCAUUUAGAUCUCUUGAACACGAGAUCCUGUCGGCUCUGGGGCACGCUCGAGCAUUGGACGCUCUACAAGUGUCGCCGUACCGCAUAACACAAGUUGUUGAUUCUGAUGGUGUCAUUCAUUCGAUCAGAGAGGAUACGAGGACUGAAUUCACUUGCUCCAGACAAGGUUACUUCGUGCAUCCGCGAUCAUGCGCCAGGUUUUAUCGCUGCGUCAAGUUCGAUCAACUAUCGCCUGAAUAUACUGUAUUCGAGUUCGAUUGUCCUGGUGGUCUGGCGUUCGACUCCCGGUACGAGGUGUGCGUGUGGCCCGGCAGCUUGCCGCACUCGCAAGCCUGUCCGGGGUCAUCGGAGAUAGCCCCAGUUCCGCAUACCAGAUUCAUCUGCCCAGAACACGAAGGAUACUACGCCGAUCCUGAGAAUUGCCGUUGGUUCUUCGCAUGCUUAGAUCACGGCAAGUCGCCACUGACCGCAUACGAAUUCCGUUGUCCAUUCGGUCUGGGCUUCGAUGCGGCGAGACUUAAAUGCGAUUGGCCGUGGCUGGUGCCCGCAUGCGGGAACAUCGCCAGAUAUGAGGCGGAAGCGCACGGAUUCUCCUCCGCUAUACUCACAGGUUAGUUCCAGAGUUCAAUUUUUGUAUCAUUUUAGCGACAUCUAUCUCCCUGCAUUAGAACGUCACAAUCAACGACAGGACGGAUGCUUUCAAGUUCCAUUGAAGAAUCAUGAAAUGGUGUCGCGAUUAUAUUGUGAAAUACCUCGUUUGGAGUUGUUUGGAUUGCUUGAGACCCGAGAAAACAGGAUCACUACCUUUGGUGA